Messenger RNA from Pelobates fuscus (common spadefoot toad), 3707 nucleotides. It is a transcript of the gene E2F1, whose product is annotated as E2F transcription factor 1. Gene Ontology annotation, biological process: G1/S transition of mitotic cell cycle; regulation of transcription by RNA polymerase II. Gene Ontology annotation, molecular function: DNA-binding transcription factor activity, RNA polymerase II-specific; protein dimerization activity; RNA polymerase II cis-regulatory region sequence-specific DNA binding. Lineage: Eukaryota; Metazoa; Chordata; Amphibia; Anura; Pelobatidae. The coding region runs from base 207 to 1481 and encodes 424 amino acids. The record is from RefSeq and is a predicted model, not a curated record. The transcript is spliced from 7 exons. Gene Ontology annotation, cellular component: Rb-E2F complex.
CUAACAAACAGUGGAUUGUGUUUAAUUCUGAGUGCAACUAAUUAAAAGCUUGUUGAUUGAUACACCUGUUGUUGGAGAAUCACAAAUCUGUCUGCAGCAACCGCCUACAAGAUCUAUUGUUUGGAUACUACAAUAGCCUUGGCUGUUCCUGGCCAGCAUGGGAGGUGUAAAGACUGCGGGGCAGAAGGAAUAACCCCCCACUGACCAUGUCCCAGGAGUUUGGGUUAUCUUACGGCUGCAUUGAUGGAGAUUUUGGAACACUUUGGGAAACGAGCACCAUUCAUGUUGCUGAGCAGCAGAUUGUCAUCAUAUCCACGCCAGAUGUCCCUGCAGAGGGUGCUGGAGGUUCUGGACUCAGUGAGGCUGAGCUGAUGCUUUUUACAACACCACAAGGGCCCAGUACCACAACUGCUGGACAGAAACCAGCUCUAGGACGUCCACCGGUCAAGCGAAAAUUGGACUUGGAAGCAGGACACCGUUACAUUCCAGAGGCUUUGCAGAGUCCUCGUGGGAAGACCAGGAAUCCUAGUGGAAGAGCUGUGAAGUCUCCUGGAGAAAGGUCCCGUUACGAAACCUCUCUGAACCUCACCACAAAGAGAUUUCUGGAGCUGCUGAGCCAGUCUCCAGAUGGAGUGGUGGAUCUCAACUGGGCAGCUCAGGUGCUGAAUGUGCAAAAGAGGAGAAUAUAUGACAUCACCAAUGUAUUGGAGGGUAUCCACUUGAUCACCAAGAAAUCAAAGAACCAUAUCCAAUGGCUGGGUAGCAGGACUGUGGUGGAAUCGAGCAGUAGGUACCAAGCGCUGGUUAAUGAAUGCCAGGACCUUCUCAAUAAGGAACAGCGUUUAGAUGACCUACUUCACAUGUGCACCACUCAGCUGAAACUGCUCACUGAGGAAUCGGAGAGUCAAAAUUUGGGAUAUGUAACUUGUCAAGAUCUCCGUAGCAUUGCAGAUCCAUCUGAAAGAAUGCUAAUGGUUAUCAAGGCUCCUCCAGAAACACAGAUGCAGGUUUCUGAUCCAAUUGAAGCACUUCAGAUAUCCUUAAAAAGCACCCGUGGCCCUAUUGAUGUUUUUCUCUGUCCAGAUGACAGCUCUGGGGUCUGCAGUCCAGUCAAGUCAAGUCCCACAAAAGCUGCUAGCCAUGAGCAUUCUCCUCUUGCUCAUGCUAGUGAUGGGUCGCCUGACCUCCACACCACGCAUGACAUUGGCUUGGGACUACUCUCGUGUGAACAAGAGUCUCUCCUAUCUCCAGAAACUGACUUGCCCAUGGGAUACACUCCAGAGGGCCUUCACCUAUCCCCUGUGUCUAAUGCAACUCUCCUAACUGAAGCCAGGGAUGUCCUACCAGACCUUCUAAAUGAUGAAUUCAUCAGCUUGUCUCCUCCAAUGUCUCACGAGUACCACUUUGGCCUGGAGAACACAGAGGGUGUUAGUGAUCUAUUUGACUGUGACUUUGGCGAUCUAACAUCUUUCGACUUGUAAAGAGACGUGACUUAUUAAUGUGUUGGCUGAGGAGAUUCAGUACAAAAGAUGAUUCAAUCUUUGUGAUCUUUAAGACUCCCUGACUUUGUAUUUGACUAUUGCAUUCGAAAGACAGUUGCAAAGAAGGUGUUAAUAUUUUUUUAUUAAUCAAGCGUUUUUGUAUCAAAAUGAAAAGGCUCUUAACCCUGUGACCGCAAUCCAUAUCCUAAUGAAAGCACUUACGUGGAGCUAUAGAAAAUGUGCGAGCAAAGAGUUGGUGAAGAACAUCCUGGAGUAUGGGGGACAAAUGGCAUUCUAAAGCUUUACUUGUGGCCUAUGGAAGUUUUUUGUCUUUCACAUUGUGCCCUUAAAGUCGUCAGUUUUCAUAUUUCUGCUUUGAAAAGCAGAUGACUUAAAGUUCAUUAAAUGUAUACUGCUUUUCACUGCCAAAUCUAAAACUAUUUUUACUGUCAAAACCAUUUAAUUUGAAAUUGAUUGGUGUAUCGGCUUCAUUAAUACCAUGUGCCUUGCUCCUACUAUUUUUCUUUUAAUGGUACACUCAAGGCCAUAAUUGACUCCUUUUCUCCCCUAUGGUGAUAAUGCAAAAAAAAUGCAAAUUAUACAUUGGAAAAUAUUGAAGGUACAAGAUACUUGCUGCAGUGAUAUCUGCACAGAGAAAAAGAAAUGGGACCUUUUUUUUUUUUUCCCCUUCAUUUUUGUUCAAUACUGGUUACCCCAAUUGUUUUCAAAGGUAUCCCUGUAUAUAUUCUAUAAGCCCUGCAGUACGGGAUUAUGGGAGCUGUAGUACUGCCUUCAGCUUUCAGAUGAAUGUUGGUUGAUUCAGCACAUGGCAAAUGGUUGCAAAUUGUUUAAUGAAUGGAAAAUCUGAACAGAGCUACUUGUUUAAGAGUAGUUCUAUACAUUGUUUUCAUGCAUGAAACUGCUUGCAUCCUGCUCUGCCUGGAUGCUCUACAAAUCUCAAGCUCCACUAGAUCAGUAGAACCAUUACAUUUUAUGGAUAAUGUAUAGCUGUAUUUUUGUCUUGACAUUGUCUUUUGGGCAUUGGGGUUGACCGGAUGGCUGAGGUUAAACUGCAAGUGGUUACUAAAAUGGAUGGGGUGUUUUUUUUUUUUUUUGCAAAAUAUAACAUCAACAUGCAAAAAAUAUUUUCUUUCUCGCUCUCGCUCUCGCUCUUUCCCCUCCAUAAUGAUCAGUUAGAUGUAUUCCUUCAGUUUAACUGCCUGCUGUCACCUUAAAGGUUGAAGUACCAUAAACACUGUAAUGGCUAUGGUGCCAGGAGUCUCUGGUGCACCCCAAUUGCCUAACGUCUAGCAGAUGUGCCUGCCAGGCUUUGCACAGAACGGAGAGCUUCCAGCUGCAUUGGAGGCAGAGAGUGUUGCUCUGAGGACCCUAGACACGUCAAGCCGUUUUAAAAAGUUUUGCUACUUACGUGAGGUAAAGGUGUGCCAGGGCACUGCCUUGCACCAUAACCAUUAGAGGGCUGUAGUGGUAUGGUUCUUGGUGUCUUAUUUAAAGUGGCUUUGUCCACUACAAAUGUGCAGAUGACUGCCCAUUUCAGGUUUACUUAUCCAAAUUUCAGGCAAGUUCAACAUUUAAAUUUUUUUUGGUUUUUUUUGUGUGCUCUCAUAAUUCCAGUCAUGUAGAAGAGUGAUCAGAAUUCUGAGAACAUGCAGAUGCACGUCAAUUCACUGCUGUCUUCAUACUUGUUCAUAUCUUUUAUGCAGACAACAAGUAGAAUCUUUAAAAAGCUUAAAGCAAUAAACGAUCUAUAUAUAUUGGCUAGCAGUUUGUCUAGCACAAAUUGUAAAUGAAACUAAAGCACUGGGUGUCACUAUUUUCAUGUUUACGUGACUGGUGCACUCUUAAAUACUUUACUGCAGAAACAAUUUGCAGGAAAGCAACUGCCCUCCAUCCUUUUAGGUCAGGGGUAGGCAACCACUUACAUUCCAUUUUGACUGGUAGGGGUUGUAGUCCAUGGAAUCUGCAAUGGUUGCCUUUCCCUGCUUUAGGUCAUGAUUUGUAUGUAUAUUUAUACUAUAACAUACCUAGAAAUAUAGUAUUUAUAAAUGAGUAAAUAUUUGUCUGGUAUUCCCUGUGAUAUAGAAUGAAUCUCAUGUUCACUUUUGCAAAUGUAGGGCAGACCGGAUCAAUGUGUUAGCAAAUGAUUUAAGCUUAAUUUAUCUGGAUGUGUGGUUUGUAUGUGUAUUUGUUUUCAAUAAAGAUAUU